Messenger RNA from Rhipicephalus microplus (southern cattle tick), 3293 nucleotides. RefSeq lists its product as uncharacterized. The record is from RefSeq and is a predicted model, not a curated record. Lineage: Eukaryota; Metazoa; Arthropoda; Arachnida; Ixodida; Ixodidae.
GCUAAAGGCUCGACGACACGCGCGGGGUGCCGUGCACCGACCACGUGGUUUCCUCGCCGCUAGCGAAACUGGAAUGCGCCCUCGCACCUGCUGCUGGCGUCGCUGAAAGCGCGGCCACUGGCCGCCGCUCUCCUUUUUCUUCAGCUACCGCAGCGACUGGCAGCAGCGACGCUUUGCGCCGCGCGGGUCACCUCCCCCUCCAGGAGCCCCAGGCCUCCUCCGGAGCCGCUGCCCUUCCGCUCACGCUUCUUCCGCUGACUACUGUGGACUACCGUUAACCUCCAGGUCCCUUGCAGCUGUACUCUCUUUCAAAAUAACGACAUUCAAGGACUUUUCACCUGUCAAGAUACAACUCUUUUCUGUUCGUGCUCCCAGAGAGGAGAGGUCCAGGAUCACUCGCAAGUACAUUCCGGAUAUCCCAGCCGCCGGAGCGCAGGAGAGUCACUUUUACCUACUGGGGUGUGGUUUUCGGGCGCUGAGAGUCUUCACUCAAGAAGUGUUGGCCGUUGAGCAGUCCCCUGUGCGCAAUCGAGUGCGCGUUCCGACGGUGAGGAAGUAUAUCCAAGUCCAUCAGAGGAGCUGUCCUUGACAAGCGCACCGAGCUCUACUCGCGUCAGUUGCCAUCAUCUCUUCGACUACGACAGCCUGAACCCAAGAGGACAACAUCAAAAGAUUGUUUUACCGUACUGCCAGGCUACUCUACAGUUUCCUGACGGAUAACCAGAGAAGCCUCGUUCAGAAUUAGAAGACGUUUGUUCUUUCCUUGUAUCCUGGCGGCGUUGAUACCAGCGGUGUUUUCCGUACGAAGUUCUUUGAGUUCUACUUUAAGCUGUACAUCGGUAGAACACUGAGGCACUCAAGAACCGGGAAUAUUCGGCACGUGGGACCUCCUGAACCGAAGGGCACCGGGACAAAGGAUUCCAUUCUACUGCAACAUCUGCCAAGCCGCUCAGCGCCGGGCCUUCACAAACGCGCGGCUAUGCUGUUCGGUCUGUGACUGUGGCGGCGCACGCGUCUUGCCGUCCUUCCAUGGCCGACAUCAGGAUGCUACUCCGUACUGCGCAGGUGUGCUGGGUCGCGCUGCUGGCGGCGCUUCUGCUGAGCGCCUCAGUCCUGGACUCCGCCCCCGUCGGAGUGGCGCCACUCUCGGAGCUACCGCAGGACCUGCAGCAGCUGCAGCAGCAGCAGCAUUUCCCUGUCCCCGUGGCCUCGCGAGCCGUCGUCAGCACAGUGAGCAGCGUCAGCGCCAUCACCACCACCACCAGCACAAACAGUGCAGGUGCCACCACGCGCUCUCCGAACACCUCCGCCUCUAAGCCUGACGGCGUUGGAGCCCUGGAAGGCUCGGCCUCGUCCACCUUCCACCUGCUGGAUGAGUUCUUGGACUACACUGGCAGUGGACAAAACCUGACCGAGCCUGGAGUCAUCAGCAGCAGCUACCGCCUCGGCUACACCGUCGACACAGGCGGAAGCCUUCGCAAGUUCCGAUAUGAGGAACGCACGCCAGAGGGCGCCAUCGUAGGAGAGUUUGGUUUCCACAAGAACGACGGCGUCAUUCGCGGCGUCCGCUACACGGCCGAACCGGGAGUUCAUCCGAAAGUGCUCUACGAGGCACUCGUCAAGUUCUUUUCAUUGUGAGCCAGGGCGCGGGACGACCGUUUUAGCCAGUGAGAGCUAGCUUCCAAUGUUGAAAGCCCACGCUGGUGUAAAGAAACCCGCUCGUUCCACCUUGCCAACGCAACUUCCAUACAGCCGGAGAAAAGUGUAUUCACUUGUGUUCGGUUCUUUCGUCCACAAAGUCUUGACGUUUUCAGUUUCCCAUGGUUUUCUGUUCUCUGUGAAUAUAGCAUGAAACCUCUUGGUGCCUACUUCUCAAGAAAUUGAAGGGACUAUGCAAGGCCCAUCGUCAAAUGGAACGUGGCCUUUUUCUGGGGCACCGGUGAAUUUGUGGAGCGAAGUAUCGGUGAUACAGCGGAGUGGGCCCAUUAAUUACGAUGAAGGGCAAUUGCAAGAGACUUAGCGUCUCUUGCCACGGUUGCCGUUCUUGCUAUGCGAGCUAUCACAUACACGGGAUGACCUUACAGGGGAACUACCCGAGGCUCAUUCUAGAUAGGUUGCGUGUACACAUUUCAAGCUGCACUGGAACGCUUUCGACAGCGAAAUUGACAAGCCGGAGGAUAAACGGAAUGAGUGCAGUUUGAACUAAAACUGUUAUAUGCAGCAGCUUUUCUUUCGGCUCGAGCGAGACUGGAAAGUAAAGUGAUGCUGAGCUGUGGCUGUGAAAGAGAAGCGCGUGAACUUCAUGUUUCUCUUACAUCAGAAGAGUAAUGGUUGGGAGAGAUUACUCUGGACGUUGCAAGGGUCUUAUAUGACUGUUUUUGGUACCAGUGGUUGUACACUACUUGAGCCACUACGGCGAGCUACUGAAGCCUGUUUCAACGUAAGAGUAUUCAGUAUUCAGUGAGAAGCGCUGCUGUGCAUGCACCCGAAAAUACGUGAGAACGUCUUCUUACUGUUUACAAUAUUAAAAAAACUAGAUAAGUGGAUUUCACUUAGCGGGAGGUUACAAUAUGGUAUCUACGGAGCUGUAUGUGAAGUUAUGAUUGCCGAAGUGCUGCCAUACACAUUUUUUACUACCGAAAAACUCAAUAUACAAUACACUUCCCUCGCAUUGAUACACAGUCUACAUCAAUUAGCUGAGCCGCCAUACCCAAGGCCUUCCCUCCUUAAUGUAGUAAAGGUAGCAGUUUGUUCAUUGUGCAUUUCCUGAACGGAAUUGCGCAGCCUGAGAGCUCUAUUAAAGGCCUGUGUUGGUUGACUUCCACCAAUUGUUUCAUGCCUGCACGCGUUUUGAAUGUUCAACUUUAGGAAAAUCGAAGUAAGUGUUUGAAUCAUGGCCUGGAAGAACGUAUUCGUGAACACUGAUUUUUAAGAAGCGGUCAUGUGAUGAUUUAUAACUUGAAAUGUGAAUGUGGAGUAGCAAGGCAAAUACGAAGCGUACUAUCGUUAGGUUCUGGCUAUUGGAGAGUGUUAUAUUAGCCUUUUUUCUAUCAGAACAAUGUCGAUUCACGUGCGUGUUCGUCAAACUUGUCGAAGCGCAGGCGGUAAGGUCACCCUAAUAGUGAGAUAUUUAUUCUUCAAUAUAGUAUUUCAUAAGAACGUUGUUUAAUCGCGAUAAAAUUGCAGAAGUGUACCGAGGAUCGGUUGCUCAUCUUUACGUAACUAGAACAUUUGUUCUUAAAAAAGAUACCUCCUUUACAAUUUUCUGAAAGAAAUAAAAGUUAUCAUACAUA